This is a messenger RNA of Acaulospora morrowiae, 990 nucleotides long. The record is from the annotation of a GenBank genome assembly. NCBI's taxonomy places the organism in Eukaryota, Fungi, Glomeromycota, Glomeromycetes, Diversisporales, Acaulosporaceae.
AUGGCUAGCAAUAUUGAGACUGUAGUUGGGUCCGUGUUGGUGGGCGCAGGCUUCGCGCUUACUUUUCACUCCAUCUUACGAAUCUAUGUCUUACAAACCGCCGGCUCACGAAUGUUUUUGUUUUCGGUAACGAAUGGCGCACAAUUUUUAAAUGAAAUAGCCGUACUGCUAAUGCUCCUAUCAAGCACCGAUCAAUUGGACAACUGGGCAAAUUUUCUCAACAAUUUUUCUUAUUUCAUUUCGAAACCCAUCAUUCUCUACUUAGCCUUCCUAAGAUGUCGAUCAGCAUUUCCUCCUUAUAGAAAUUAUCCUGGGAUUCAUUAUCUCUUAAUUGCAUUUCGUGCGAUAGAAUUACUAGUAAUAUGGAUCGCCAGUAUCUACGUUAACGUUCGAUGCAAUGGAAGAUACGUCGACGUAUGUGAGUCAUUUUCCGUGAUCUUAACGAUGCAAAAUGCUUUGGCUCCUGCAUUCCGUUUUUACUAUAUCAUUUCCGAAGGCAUUUUUUACGUCAAAUUAUUUAGGACGCUUAAUACCGUCCGUUCAUCAGAAUCUCUUGAUAGCAUAAGGCAACGUCGUUAUCAAACAUAUAUAUUCACCUUGGAUAUGAUUGUCCUAAUAUCAAUGAGCGUUUAUCGAUUGCUCAUACUUGUUUAUAAAAAUUGGCCAACCUUUAUUUACAUGGAAUUGUUUAGUUGCGCUCUCACGAUAUUUGUGAUAACUGAAUUCGGAUUGACACUACCGAAAAUGUUUAAAGCCUCGAAAGAGGACACUAGCACGAGCAACAACGGUAUCAAUAUCGUGCAAACCACUCACACCUUCGUGGAGUCAUCUCGAAUAAAUCAAACGACUCCAUACGAUGGUAAUGACAAUUCUAUGAGAAAGAUAGGUCAAUAUCAACAAAGCUCUUUCGAUUCUAUGGACUUAGAAUCAUUAACAAUCCACCGAGACGAGGCUUCUGAAAAAUCUGGCAGCGAAGCGCCACUACAUUGA